This is a messenger RNA of Xenopus laevis (African clawed frog), 2302 nucleotides long. RefSeq names its product dehydrodolichyl diphosphate synthase subunit S homeolog (gene dhdds.S). Gene Ontology annotation, molecular function: ditrans,polycis-polyprenyl diphosphate synthase [(2E,6E)-farnesyl diphosphate specific] activity; transferase activity, transferring alkyl or aryl (other than methyl) groups. NCBI's taxonomy places the organism in Eukaryota, Metazoa, Chordata, Amphibia, Anura, Pipidae. The transcript has 9 exons. Bases 168 to 1166 code for a protein of 332 amino acids. Gene Ontology annotation, cellular component: endoplasmic reticulum membrane; endoplasmic reticulum; dehydrodolichyl diphosphate synthase complex. Gene Ontology annotation, biological process: polyprenol biosynthetic process; dolichyl monophosphate biosynthetic process. The record is from RefSeq and is a predicted model, not a curated record.
GUAUCUGACUCACAGCUUAUCUUCCACACGGCAGUCACGUGGCACAGUCACGUGAUCGUGAUGUCACCAAGGUCCUUACAGAAGAUAGGAAGUAGGCGCUACCUUUCUGUAAAAGAUUUGAAACCUGCUAAGAAACUGCAGCGAACAGGUAUAAGUGAAUUAUCGACAUGUCGUGGAUACGAGAUAAAGAAUUGUCUUUGAUUGAACGUCUGUGCGCGAAUGUACUCAAGGCUGGUCCAAUACCUAAGCAUGUUGCUUUCAUUAUGGAUGGGAACCGACGCUAUGCCAAGAAGUGCCAUGUAGAAAGACAGGAGGGACACUCACAAGGUUUUGAAAAACUUGCUGAGACCCUGCGCUGGUGUUUAAACUUGGGGAUAUGCGAAGUGACAGUGUAUGCAUUCAGCAUUGAGAACUUUAAGCGUUCAGCUGAGGAAGUGGAGGGUCUGCUGGAGCUGGCUCGUCAAAAAUUUACCCGUCUAUUGGAGGAGAAGGAUAAGUUGGAAAAACAUGGAGUACGUAUCAGAGUGCUUGGUGAUUUGACCUUACUUCCCCUGGACAUUCAGAAGCUGAUAGCACAAGCAGUACUGGAGACCAGAGCCUACUCUAAGUGUUUCCUAAAUGUUUGCUUUGCUUAUACAUCACGACAUGAGAUCACUAAUGCUAUACGAGAGGCAGCCUGGGGAGUUCAGGAGGGACUGCUGGAUCCAAGGGAUGUAACAGAGUCUCUUUUGGACCAGUGUUUGUAUACUGCUAAAUCUCCAGAACCAGACCUUCUAAUCCGUACAUCUGGAGAGGUUCGUCUGAGUGAUUUCCUUCUGUGGCAGACAUCCUAUUCCUGCUUGGUAUUUCAAUCUGUACUGUGGCCAGAGUAUACAUUUUGGAACCUUUGUGAAGCUAUUUUGCGUUACCAAUAUAACUACAGUAACAUCCAGAAGGCCAAGGAGAUACAUCAUCAACAGAGAGCAAGGCUUCAGCUAGAAAGCGACCGAUCCUGGGUGCAGGAUAAUCUAUGCAAUAAAGAGUACUCUACUGCAGAAGAAGACCUAAUUCUCUUCCAAAAGCUACUGCAGAAAUGUAAAGCUGGGAGGGAGAAAAGGACACAGACUUUUAUAUGUGCACUUGAGAAGAAAAGAACUGAUUUCCUUCAAGCGCUCUGUGAAUCUUAACAGGGAAGUGGCUAGAGAGCGUUGGGCUUAGAACACUGCAUUUAUACAGUAUAUGUUUGUGUUCUACCCUGGACUUACCCACAUCUCACAUCUGAUGUGCAUAGUCCAUUGCACUAAUAGGCCACAGGUUCAUAAGCCUGUCCCAAACCACUGGUUGAGAUUAAGCUCCACUUAAAGGAAAACUAUACCCCCAAAAUGAAUACUUAAGCAACAGAUAGUUUAUAUCAAAUUGAAUGACAUAUUAAAGAAUCUUACCAAACUGGAAUAUAUAUUUACAUAAAUAUUGCCCUUUUACAUCUCUUGCCUUGAACCACCAUUUCGUGACUCUAUCUGUGCUGCCUCAGAGAUCACCUGACCAGAAAUACUACAACACUAACUGUAACAGGAAGAAGUGAGGAAGCAAAAGGCAGAAUUCUGUCUGUUAAUUGGCUCAUGUGACCUUACAUGUGGUUUGUAUGUGUGCACAGUAAAUCUUAUGAUCUCAGGGGGCGGCCCUUAUUUUUUAAAAUGGCAAUUUUCUAUUUAUGAUUACCCAAUGGCACAUACUAUUAAAAAUGUAUAUUAUUAUGAUAAUGGUUCAUUCAAUGAAGCAGGGUUUUACACAUGAGCUGUUUUACUCAGUAUCUUUUAAUAGAGACCUACAUUGUUUGGGGGGUAUAGUUUUCCUUUAAAACGCCAACUGUUGGUCACAGCCUAUCUUAUAUUUAACUAUAUCUGUACUCAUUUCAUGGUAUAAGUUGUUUAUUCAGUCAUAGUUAUAAGAAUAGGAAAGACCGCAAAUAUACAGUAUAUCAUCCAAACUCUCACCUUAAUUUAUCUUCAUGCUGGGCUCUCAGGUGUAUCUAGAAGAUCGAAUGGUUAUUCUUGGCCUUCAGGCUGAGCUCCCAUUUCUGCAAGGCCUGACCUGGGGGGGGGUAGCCUCAGAGUAUCAGGGCAACUGCCUUAGACAGGUCAACAAAAAUUUGAAAUAACUCUGUGUCAAACAAACAAGCAUUUUAUUUAUAUAUGGUUGACAUCUCUUUAAGCCUCAUGGCUGUAACACAUGCAUUCUCUUAUCUAUGCUGGAGCUGGGUUGUUACAGACUUACUUUCAUAGUGAAGCAGACAUUUUUUAGUAUAAUAAAGCUAUGAAAAAUA